Messenger RNA from Mus pahari (shrew mouse), 2458 nucleotides. RefSeq names its product mitotic spindle positioning (gene Misp). Lineage: Eukaryota; Metazoa; Chordata; Mammalia; Rodentia; Muridae. Bases 120 to 2066 code for a protein of 648 amino acids. The record is from RefSeq and is a predicted model, not a curated record. The transcript has 5 exons.
GAAGAAACCGGCGGAGCCAUGCCUGGCUGUUCAGGCUCGGGCUUGUCCAGGGUCCAGGGUCAGAGUGAGUCUGGAGGCUUCCAACCCACAGGAGGAAGGUCACGCACAGACCCUUCGAGAUGGAUCGAGUGACCAGAUACCCCAUCUUCAGCAACCCCCGCUCAGCACGUGUCACCAGCUUGGCACUGGAUGAAGACACCAGCUACACCGUUGAGCUAGUAGGCGUGGGACCUGAGGAUGGUUGGAGCCAGAGUGACCUGCAGGUCUGGUCCACAGAGUACCAGACCAGGCCGGACGUAAAGAGAACAAACGUGUCUUCCACCAGACGUGUCUUCCUUGGCCAGCAGUCCCCGCGGUCGCUGUACUUGGAAGAUGAGGAUGAGGAGAUGAAGGCUUACCACCUGGACAACAGCAGUGAUGCCCUCUGCAGGCAGCGGAGGGAGCUGGAGGCUGAGCGCUGGGCAGUCAUCCAGAGCCAGGCAGUCAGGAAGGGUGGCACAGUGGCCACACUCCAGGCUGCAUCAGACCUUGGGGACCCCAGGAUUGCCAGCCAACCUCAGUCCACAGUCACAGAGGAGAUCUUGGUGGACACAGAGCAAAUUGAUUUCCUGGCCGCUCGACAGCAAUUCCUGAGUUUAGAGAAGGCAAACACGAACCUGGUCAAGUGCAGCCCCACAGCUAGGGAGACCUUAGCACGAACCCAAACAGGUACCAACCAAGCCCCCAAGGCUUCCACUGGGCCCCACCUAGCCAAUGGCUAUACUGCUUCCGUCAUGUCACCGAUGAAGGAAGUGACCUUGGAGAAGUCUUUCCUUGUUUCCCCAGCUAGAUCCAUUCAUAUAGUCAAUGAUCCUGGCCGCCAGACCCGAGCAGAGUCCCCUGAGACCCCCAAAGAGACGCCCAUCGAGAGAGAGAUCAGGCUGGCCCAGGAGCGAGAGGCAGAGCUGAGGGAGCAGAGAGGGCUUGGGCGGGCUGCCGGGCAUCAAGAGCUGGUACAGAUCCCCAGCAGGCCACUGCUCAGCAAGAUGAGCUUGACAGAAACACCCCCACGAAGAGACAGGGGCCGCCCAUCCCUCUACGUGCAGAGGGACAUGGUUCAGGAGACACAGCGGGAAGAAGACCAUAGACGAGAGGGGCUGCAGGUGGGCAGGGCAUCCACACCCGACUGGCCUUCCCAGGACCCUCAGCCUGGGCUCCAGAGAAGCCUGAGCUCCGACUGCAUCCUCAGCCCAGACGCCCGAGCCUCAGACCCGGCUCCAGAGGCAAGGAAAGUCAACCGGAUUCCACUGGAUGCCUACCAGCCCUAUCUGGGCCCUGGGACCCCCAAACUAGAAUUCUCAGCCUUUGGAGUAUACAGCAAGCCAAGUAGUGUCUCCACCGAAGACACCAAAGCUUUAGCCUUCCAGAGGGCCACGGAGUCUCCAAGGCAUGUCUCGGAAUCCUCCGGCAGACCUCUGAGCUCAAAGCAAGAGUGGUCCAAGCCUCCUGGAAAGGCUGCCAAUGUGGGCGUGGUGAGAUUAGGGAAUUUCCACCUGCGUCCACUGCGAUUCAAGGUCCCAGAUGUCCCCCAGGGGACUGAGACCCCCCAUACCUGGGGCUGGGAAGUGGCCGGAGGCCCCGUGUUGAGGUUACAAAGGUCACAGUCAUCUGACCUGCUGGAGAGGGAAAUGGAGAGUGUCCUGAGGAGGGAGCGGGAGGUGGCUGAAGAGCGGAGGAAUGCUUUCUUCCCAGAGGUGUUCUCCCCAGUGCCAGACCAGGAUGAGAGCCAUGAGCAAGACUCCCGGAGUUCCUCCCGGGCAUCUGGCAUCACUGGCAGCUAUUCAGUGUCGGAAUCACCACUAUUCACCCCUGUUCACCUGAAUUCGGGCCUGGUGUGGAAGGUAGAAGUCCCAGAGGACAGUGCUCCCCCAGGGCAGAAGACCAGGAAGGAGAUGUGGUAUGCAGGUAUCAACCCCUCAGACCACGUCAACUCAGAGGUCCUGGGAGCCACAAGGGUAAAGCGACACAAGAAUCUCUUGGCGGAACGCUGGGAAGCACACAUCUAUGCCAGCGAGGAUGAAAACUGAGACUGGAAGCUGGGGGCCAUUCCUCCACCCCACCGCAGUCCUGUGGAGGCCACUAGACCUGCCCCCCAGUCUCUGCUGUCCCUAUUUAAACACACAGCACAGGCUAAUGUUUGUGGCCUGCAGUUGGUUUGGUUUUCCCAGGGUGGGCGAGUGAUUCCUGCUUAGGGGUGGUUCUCAGCUGAGGCUGAAAUGAUAAUCCACCACUCCCCCUCACAUCCCUCAGCCCUCAGCACAGUGCAGAGCUUGGAUCUGUCACUGUGCAGAAAGAAGGCUCUGUUUGGGGACCCGCCAUUCCACUCUUGCCAACCCCAAACGUAUGCCCUUUGCUAUAAAAUAAACCUGUCCCAAACUGCCUAGCUGGAACCGAGGAUGCAUCCCAGGCAGCCUCCACC